Molecule: messenger RNA, 390 nt
Organism: Penicillium daleae
Lineage: Eukaryota; Fungi; Ascomycota; Eurotiomycetes; Eurotiales; Aspergillaceae
Product: nuclear transport factor 2 family protein
Exons: 2
Coding region: 1-390 (129 amino acids)
Source: RefSeq, a predicted model, not a curated record
AUGACUUCUCCCAAAGACGUGACCAGCAUAGUGCGAGAGAACUUGCACCUCGUGUUUGGAGAGGCAGAUCCGGAAAAGCGUCUCGCAGAGCUCUCUCGCCUAUGGGUUCCUUCCUCCAAGAGUCUAUUUAUCGACCCACUUGGUCUGUUCCGUGGCCAUGAGGCGAUCAACAAUCUUAUCAGCUCUCUCCAUGCACAGUACCCGGGAAUGGCAUUCACAGAGCUAGGCCCAGUUCAGAUCUUGUAUCAGAGUGAAGAUGAGGACCUCCGUGUUGCAAGGCUACCGUGGGGAUAUGGUCAUCCUGGAAAGGACACAGAGAUUACCGGAGAAGAUGUCGCAACAGUAGUGGGAGGAAAGAUGGAGAGACUGUACACCUUUCUCAAUGAGUGA